CGGCGAGCAACAGCAAUGGACUUUGUUGCUACGCCACCCGGACCAAUGAACGAGCGGCGCUGCAAGCCGGUCGCUCGUGAUUGGCCGGGCCUCUGCACAGAGACUAAGAGUCAAAGUGAAACCCAGCUCCAGCUGUCAGAGAUGGUUCAGUCAAUUGUCGGCUCCGCUCCAGUCCAAUUCUCGAAAAGAACAGCGAUGACCGGCGACCGGACAGCCAUAGACUGUCGAAACCCAAGACUGACACAAGUGUUCCACAAAAUAUCGUGGUCGCAGGACGGCGACACGAUGGCGGACGCUGGAAUUCUGGCCGAAAAGAAGGCCGCAAGAAACGGCUUGGUGCAACCGGCGCAGUCGAGCGAGCUGUUGUUGUGUCCGUGGGAGUCGGACGUGAGCUACGGCGUGUCAGUUUUGGCCGCGCGGCUGGAAGAGGCUCUCCGCAGAGCCAAGUCGGAGCAGCUGUCGUGCGGGGAGGUGCUGCUGCCGGCCACCCUGCUGCCGAGGGUGGCGAGCGACGUGGCGCGGCUGGCCGAGGACGAGCCGUGCGGACUGCGCGGCUGCAGCCUCGUGCUCAAGUUGGACGAGCGGCCGCUGGGCCGGGUGCCGUGCGAGGCGGUGGCCACCUUCGAGGUCUACGUGACCCUGAAGCAGGACUUGAGCCCGUGGCAGGCGCUGCUGCCGCAGUUUUUGCAGUUCAAGCGGCGGCCCAGCACCAUCGUGUUGUCGCCGACCUACGAGGUGCGCAAGCGACGCCUCUUCAGGUAGCCACCGACCGCUGCGACCACCUGAGACGCACUCCGUGAUGAUCCUGAUCUCAAGUUGAAGUGAAUACAUAUAGUUGUCUGCGUGAAAGCCUCCCAGACGACCUGCAGAGCGAGAGAGAGCAGACCUGACUUUUUUUUACUACACUGAAAAAAUUAAAUAAUUAAUUGUAAAUGCUACGGAAAACACUGAUAGAGAUACAUAGAUUGACGAAAAAGCGUAUGUGUUAUUUUAAGAAAAAGCGCAGAGCUCGAGAGUACAUUAUACGCGUGCGGAAACGGCCCACGCUGAGCUUGCUUGUCUGUGUGUCAAGAAUUUAAAUAAAUGACAAAUCGAUUUAUAUGUUUAAAUAUAA
Messenger RNA from Cloeon dipterum, 1114 nucleotides. RefSeq names its product protein scylla-like. Gene Ontology annotation, biological process: apoptotic process; regulation of TOR signaling; negative regulation of signal transduction. The transcript has 2 exons. The record is from RefSeq and is a predicted model, not a curated record. Bases 16 to 762 code for a protein of 248 amino acids. Gene Ontology annotation, cellular component: cytoplasm. Lineage: Eukaryota; Metazoa; Arthropoda; Insecta; Ephemeroptera; Baetidae.